This is a messenger RNA of Nicotiana attenuata, 1900 nucleotides long. RefSeq names its product BTB/POZ domain-containing protein At5g41330. Gene Ontology annotation, biological process: protein homooligomerization. Lineage: Eukaryota; Viridiplantae; Streptophyta; Magnoliopsida; Solanales; Solanaceae. Gene Ontology annotation, molecular function: protein binding. The record is from RefSeq and is a predicted model, not a curated record. Bases 191 to 1582 code for a protein of 463 amino acids. The transcript has a single exon.
CCCAACUUUAACUUUCUAGAAAAUCAAGUCCCUAUAUAUACUCUUGAAGCAACAUUCUUGGAUUACCUAAACUACCAAAUUUUCAAUAAAAAUUGAGUCUUUAGAUUUCCUCUGAUUGAAUUCCAAAAAUCCCAACUUUAUUUUCUUGAAAAAAUUAUUUGGUUCUGAUUCUUUCUGAAUUCUCAAAAAGAUGCCACCUUUUGCUGGAUCUAAUCCUCUUUCUUAUAAUUUUUCAAGAAACUCCAUUGAUUCAGCUUCAAAUAUUAUCACCAUUGAUGUUGGAGGUCAGCUUUUUCAAACAACCAAACAGACCUUAAAGCAAUCAGGUUCAAAAUCCCUUCUUUCUGAAAUUACCAAUUUUAAUGAUGGUGUCAUUCCUUUUAUUGAUAGAGACCCAGAAAUUUUCUCUAUUUUACUUUCCCUUUUAAGAACUGGAAAUUUACCCUCAAAAGCUAAAACCUUUGAUAUUCAAGAUUUGAUUUUUGAAUCUCAGUUCUAUGGUGUAGAACAUCUUUUGUUAAAUUCUCAAUCAAACCCAUCUCAGUUUGAGCCUUUUGAUCUUGAAAAAUCUGUUAUUUUGCCUUUAAGUGGUAGAGAUUCACCUACAGCUAUUUCCACAACACAACUUGGUUCAGUUCAAGUUGCUCAUGGUUGUAAAAUUACUUCAUUUGAUUGGUCACUUAAGAGAAAAUCAACUAUUUUGACUCAAUUUGCUGGAAUUGAUUCUAUGUUAUCUUUGUCCCCUAGUAUUGUUGCAGCUGGUGCUACUGAUUUUUCAGGAUUACAAAUUAUUGAUGUUAGUAAAGGGUUUGUUAAGGAGACAUUAAAUUGGGAAAAUGCGACUAAAUCUGGUUCAACAGUACAAGCAAUAGGAUCCUCAAAAGAUUUCUUGUUUACUAGUUUUGAAUCAAGUAGGAGAAAUUCUAACUGCAUUAUGAUAUAUGAUCUUAAUGAUAGUUUUAGGCCUGUUGCUGAGAUUGGACAUUAUGAAAUCUUUGGUGCUGAAUUGGAUUCAGCAAUUCCAGCUACUAAAUUGAGUUGGAUUUCUAGUCAUAACUUGUUGAUGGCGUCUGGAUCGCAUAGUGGACCUUCUGGUGUAAGGGGGAAUAUUAGAUUUUGGGAUAUAAGGUCAGGAAAUGUAGUGUGGGAGAUAAAGGAAAAUGUUGAUUGUUUCUCUGAUUGUACAGUUUCGGAUGAUCUUUCCGCCAUUUUGAAAGUUGGCGUACAUUCGGGUGAAGUUUUCAUUUCUGAUUUGAGGAAUAUUGGUGGUGAGAAUUCUUGGACUUGUCUUGGUGAUCAAAGAAAGGUAACAAAUGGUAAAAAAGAAGGUUUUGGUUGUAAGAUUGAGAGUCAUGGAAAUCAAGUAUUUUGUAGUAAAGGAGGAAAUCUUGAAUUAUGGUCAGAGGUUUUGAUUGGUAAUUCUAUAAAAGAUAGAGUUUUUAGGAAAAAUUCAAUGGGAAGAGCAAAAGAUAUUUGUGGUAAUAAGAUAACACACUUCAGUUUUGGAGGGAACAAAAUGUUUGUUACAAGAAAAGAUCAGCAAUAUGUUGAAGUUUGGCAGAGUUCAGUAAGGGGAUUCUAGUUUUUACAAGCUUUGGCUUUCGUUUCGUUCUUCUUCUGUACUGUCGCUUGAAUGAAGACACCUGAUCGGCCUGACUCUAAUAGAAAGAAAGGGUAGGCGCGGUAACUUUUACACCAAUUUUCAAGUGGAUGAGAUCGGUCGAGUGUUUUCAGUUGGUGGAAGAGUAGGUUAGCUGGAAUCUUUUUACUUAGUAACUACCUUGUUUUCAAUUUCUGAUUCUUAUUUAUUUAUCUGUAAAUACUUUCUUUAGUUCAUUGCAAAAACUGUAUGUAUAUGAAGUGAGUGGAAUAUCAAACUUUAAUUUGCUGUUUGUUCCCA